Molecule: messenger RNA, 959 nt
Organism: Priapulus caudatus
Lineage: Eukaryota; Metazoa; Priapulida; Priapulimorpha; Priapulimorphida; Priapulidae
Product: MAP kinase-activating death domain protein-like
Exons: 6
Biological process (GO): regulation of Rab protein signal transduction; regulation of apoptotic process
Cellular component (GO): cytosol
Molecular function (GO): guanyl-nucleotide exchange factor activity
Source: RefSeq, a predicted model, not a curated record
GUUCGCUUCUUCAACUCGCCGAACCUUCUGGCGAACUUCAGCGAGCACACGCGUACGCUGCGGCUCUACCCGCGACCCGUCGUCGCCUUCCAGGGAAACGCCUUCCUCAAGUCGAGACCGAAGCGGACGCCGUUCCUCACGCGGCUCGCGCGAACCCAGGCCGUCGAGUUCUACGCUGAGUGGUCGCUCGCCCCCACCAACGUCGCCUUCCACCGCGUGCACACGGGAGUCUAUGACCCGCUUCUGAUCGGCGACAAGCCGAAGUGGUACAGCCAGCAACUGAACGCUGUGUACUUCCAGGUGUUUGGGGAGCGAACUGCCUUAACUAGUGCCUUAAUGGAAGCUCAGUCCCUGGAGGAUGAGACAACAGUCCUCAACGACAACUACAGCGCCCCCUGCUGGCUGUGCGCGCGCCUGUGUUUCAGGAACCUGGGCAUGCUGCAGCUACACAACACGACCGUCGAGGCGUUACGAGCGACCGGCGAUGAGAAGAAUGCCGCCAUCUUGGAGCUGAUCGCCGCACGCCGCGCCGGACUCCUGCAUAAGUCCGAAUCUCAGGUUUCAGAGGCGAGCACAAUCGUGAGUCACGGCUCUGAGAGGGGCGCCAGUCCCUGCGACAGCGAACGUGCCAAGAUAUUCUCCCACAGCAUCCGGCCAUCGUCGGCACUCUCGGAUCCCGACUCGGAGUCUCUCGCUGGAGCGAUGCGGAAGCGGUCGUCGAGCGUGUUCAGCACGAAGAGCAACCAGACGGCGGGUUUCCGCUUCAACGCUGGCAGCCUCAUGGCGACAACGCCGAGUCCUGACACCGGACGUCACUACAUCUUCGAAGGCAUCAUCGACAAGGACCGGUCGGCGCUGUGGGACCAGAUGCAGUUCUGGGAGGAUGCGUUCUAUGAUGCUGUAGCGCAGGAGCGUGACAUCGUCGGCAUGGACCAGGGACCAGCUGAGAUGAUGGACAG